Messenger RNA from Blastomyces gilchristii SLH14081, 1359 nucleotides. RefSeq lists its product as uncharacterized. Bases 174 to 398 code for a protein of 74 amino acids. The transcript has a single exon. The record is from RefSeq and is a predicted model, not a curated record. NCBI's taxonomy places the organism in Eukaryota, Fungi, Ascomycota, Eurotiomycetes, Onygenales, Ajellomycetaceae.
UUCAGAACAAGGGGUAAGUUACUGGCGAAGUUAAUAAAAAUGCCGCGCCACAAUGUCAGCCAGCAUGAAUAAUGAUAGAAAGUCGAAAAGUAUUCGACAGGAAACGGCGGAACCAAGGCAUCCUUUAUACUUGUUCCAGCCUUUUUAGUGCUGGGGCCUAGCCAUCAUCCACCAUGGCUGUUUGUGUCUUGAACCCAUCUCUCUGCCCGAGCGUGCAACACCAGUCUAACGGGCCACACGAGCCGAGAGGCGUUGGGCGACAAGCCUCAGCUCAGCAAUGGUUGGCUCCACACCAAGCUCUCUCUCCCAAGGCUGUUCUUUCAAACGGGGAGAUGGAAGAAAUUUUGGCAGAGACCCUGCUUGCAGGGCGCCACGGCGGGUGUUAUCAUGCUGCCUGAUGCUGUGACUCCUGUUGCCUAUCUCCCCGCAUCCUGUAUUUUCCCCUGGCUUCCUCUGCCUGGUGAAUUCUUCAUUUCUGCCCUCUCUCUGUCUCUUUCCGGAGGAGGGAAGACGUUACAUCUCCAUCUUUCAGGCCAGCUCCUUUGAUGUCACAAAUAUUCCGGAGAGAGCUCCCUUUGACGUCAUGCCCGAUUUGGCUAGAUCCUUUCAACGAUUAGUUAGUUACAUCAUCGCCAUUUUAUCCUGCGCAAAACAUACACACAAGGAUCAAUUGGUGCAGAAAAAAAAAAAAAAAAAAAGAGAGAGCAUCCCCUAUCAGAAUUCCUAGGUGAAUCUUUUCUAGCUUUUUGUGUGUUCUACGAAUAUUCUCUAUUGUUGGCUCGAAUAAAAUGGUAAAAAAAAAAGCUCUCAAGCCCACGGAAAACCUCGCUUUCAAGGGCUUCAUCUUAGCUACAUUACAUUGGGUCUCCAUUCAUCGAUAAUCAAAUGUCAAUGAUAUUGCAGCCGAGUGCCUAAUUUCCUAGCAAGAAUUGAGCCGGGUAGGGCGGGAAGAGACAAAAGGAGAGGGGAAAUAAAAAUUUACAAGAAACCAAGAAGAAGAUCAAUCAAUGGCUGUUGAAAUUUCUCUCGUUACCCACAUUCCACCAAACGUUUCGGCUAGAAUCUACCAAUAGAAUAGAACAGCAAUUGCAUGACAACGUAAAUAAUUUAUCCGAUGGAACAACAGUGGCCUUCAAAAUGAGAAAGAAAGAAAUGAAAGAAAGAAAUAUCAAAAGCAACGUCGCUACUACCUCCCAGCUUGAAGAUCCGGAACCCCAAAGUAAAAGUAAUAACUGACGCAUCACAAUCCAAGCAAAAGACCGACCCAAGACGAGUAGAGAAAGAAAUAAGAAGUAGAGAGCAGAGGUAAACAGGCACACAGGCUGUAGGUGAAUUCACAAUUUGGCUUCACCGAUGCAG